CACACACACAGGAGCAGCAGGCUGAUGCAAGUUGUUGAAUGAGUGAGCUGUCAGUCCUGGGAGGGAUAUCAUACGUGUGAAGAAGAUGACAGACUGUCAGGGAGACGGGGAAGGAGCCAAGAGUCCAAUGGAGCUUUAUGAGAGACUGACAGAACAGGGAAACAAAGUGAGGUCCUUGAAAACAGCUAAAGCUGAGAAAGCUGAAAUAGACACUGCUAUCCAGUUGUUGCUAAAGUUGAAAGUGGACUACAAACAGAUGACAGGUCAGGAUUACAAAGCAGGAAGUCCGCCCUCAGAAAACUCCGUUGCCCCUGACAACGGGCCAGCAGCAGAUGGUGCUGAUGAUGAUGACACGGUUGACCCAUGGAACGUUUCCACCACCAAUGCCAAGGGAGUAGACUACGACAAACUUAUUGUGAGGUUUGGCAGCAGUAAAGUUGACAAGGAGCUGGUGGACAGAAUAGAAAAGGUCUGUGGACAGAAACCACAUCGCUUUCUUCGAAGAGGGAUCUUCUUCUCACACAGAGAUAUGCAUCAAGUUCUGGAUGCGUAUGAGAAGCACAAGUCCUUCUACCUUUACACUGGCAGAGGUCCGUCCUCAGAGGCCAUGCACGUUGGCCACCUCAUCCCAUUCAUCUUCACCAAGUGGUUGCAGGAUGUGUUUGAUAUCCCUCUGGUGAUCCAGCUGACUGACGAUGAGAAGUACCUGUGGAAGGAUCUAACACUGGAAGAAUGCAAUCGCUUUGCUGUGGAAAAUGCCAAAGACAUCAUAGCUUGUGGCUUUGAUGUGAACAAGACCUUCAUCUUCUCUGACCUCGACUACAUGGGUGCAUCUCCUGAGUUCUACAGGAAUGUGGUAAAGAUUCAGAAGUGUGUGACAUUCAACCAGGUCAAAGGCAUCUUUGGCUUUACAGAUAGUGACUGCAUCGGAAAGAUCAGCUUCCCAGCCAUCCAGGCAGCUCCGUCCUUCAGCAGCUCCUUCCCACAGAUCUUCAGAGGCAGAAAAGAUAUACAAUGUCUCAUCCCCUGUGCCAUAGACCAGGACCCCUACUUCAGGAUGACCCGCGAUGUAGCUCCAAGGAUCGGCUAUACCAAGCCAGCUCUGCUGCACUCCACUUUCUUCCCCGCCCUGCAGGGGGCUCAGACCAAGAUGAGCGCUAGUGACGCCAACACCUCCAUCUUUCUCACUGAUACACCCAAACAGAUCAAAAACAAGAUAAACAAACAUGCAUUUUCGGGAGGAAAAGACACAGUGGAGGAGCACAGAAAGCAUGGUGGUAACGCAGAUGUCGACGUCUCCUUCAUGUAUUUGACCUUCUUCUUGGAAGAUGAUGAACAGCUGGAGAAGAUCAGACAGGACUACACAAGUGGAGCUCUUCUAACAGGAGAACUGAAGAAGAUUUUGACUGAGACCUUGCAGCCAAUGAUUGCCGCACACCAAGAGCGACGCAAACAAGUCACAGAAGACACAGUCAAGCAGUUCAUGACACCCAGACCUUUAAAUGUUAACUUCUAGCCUGCUGGAACAUCUGAGAUAUCUAAGUUCAUUGCUGUUAAACUCAAUACAAAGAAAAAAUAAUGAAUCCAGCUUUUUCCAUUUAAACUAAUUGUCAUUUGAAUUUGUCAUGCAAAGAGGGACACAAUACAGUUGGCAUCAGGACUGAUGAUGUACAUUACUCUAACAGUGAUUUGUGCCUGUGUGUCAAAUUAAGCAUGGCAUUGCACAUGCCCUCAUGCUAAUGGUCUUGCUACUUGUUAGCUUCAUGCCACGCUAAAUGUACAUGUUUGUUUUCAUCAGGGGUUGGUGUUUGCAGUGCUGAGGAUUAAAGCAGAGAAAAAUGUAUAAUGUUGAAACAUCUGCUCAACAGCACAGCGACACAUUUUUGCAAAAUAUUGGUCAAGAACUCUUAAGUUUCACUUGGAAAAAAGCCUUCUGAACACAAACUGACUAUCAAAUGCAGCUCUGUUAUAUAUGAUGUUAAGAGAUAGGCUUAGUAUGAUAAUAUGACAAAUAAUGAGACAUUCAUCUCAGAGCCUGAGCACACCACUAAGUAGACUGUCAGUGUCUGACUCAAAGGGACUAAGCAAAUACAAUUUACACGCUGAAUGAUCUGAGUCUUUCUCUAAUCAUUAUCUAAGGGAAGAAGACCUUUCAUUCAGCUUAUUCACAGACUAAAGAUUAAACUGCAUAAAGAAAAUGUCCUUUAUAAGCAUGUUUUAUUUGAAAAUUAAACAAUUUCCGUAUCAGUAGUAAACAUUUGA
This is a messenger RNA of Scomber scombrus (Atlantic mackerel), 2262 nucleotides long. It is a transcript of the gene wars1, whose product is annotated as tryptophan--tRNA ligase, cytoplasmic. The transcript is spliced from 11 exons. Gene Ontology annotation, biological process: tryptophanyl-tRNA aminoacylation. Lineage: Eukaryota; Metazoa; Chordata; Actinopteri; Scombriformes; Scombridae. Gene Ontology annotation, cellular component: cytoplasm. Gene Ontology annotation, molecular function: ATP binding; tryptophan-tRNA ligase activity. The coding region runs from base 86 to 1516 and encodes 476 amino acids. The record is from RefSeq and is a predicted model, not a curated record.